Molecule: messenger RNA, 1074 nt
Organism: Cynoglossus semilaevis (tongue sole)
Lineage: Eukaryota; Metazoa; Chordata; Actinopteri; Pleuronectiformes; Cynoglossidae
Product: leucine-rich repeat-containing protein 19-like
Exons: 3
Coding region: 132-692 (186 amino acids)
Source: RefSeq, a predicted model, not a curated record
UCACAAGAAUAUGGUGCAGGAAAUGAGAGGUCACGGCUUUUCCUGCGACCUUUGCUCGGAAAGACUCUUCAGAAGACGGCAGCUGAAAACUCAGGACGAAGGCAGAGGCAGCUGCAUGUAAACAGCUCGAGAUGGAUCACUGGAGUUGGUGCUUUGUGCUGUGUUUUCUCUGUGGGAGUUUUAUCAGAGAAACACGUACUGCAUACAUAUAUGAAGAACACAGAGGCUCCCAGAGGCAUCUUCUGGUGGAGGAAGACAAAGCCAUAGGAAAUUUAACUGAGGGUGAGGCUGGCGGAGUGAAGGAAAAGCCUCCCCUAGAGUGGUCUUAUUUGGCCGCAGCGCUCGGUACAAUCCUCGCCCUCUCUCUGGUCAUCAUCGGGGUGGUCAAGUUCCGGGUCUUUCACCGCUUCCUGGCCACUUACAGACACUCCCUCCUCCUGGAGAGCGAUGGAAUCAGCCAGUACGGCCAAGAGGACGUGCCCUUUCCUAACAGUGUGUCAGGGAGAGUAGGCAUGCAGAGAGGAACGGUGAGCGAGCUGGACGACGACGACGACGACGACGGCUUCAUUGAGGACAACUACAUCCAGACCAGCGAGAAACACAGAGCAGAGAGGGAGAGGGCCGGGGGUGAACACGGGGAGGAGGAGGAGAUGGAAGACAGCGACGAUGAUCUACAGUUCACCAUAGGCUGAAGAGAAAUUAGGCUACAAUUCACAUUCACAUUUCUGUCACUGGUUCUAAACCAGAAUUUACUAGUUCAUCUCAUAUAUGCUGUUUAAACUUUACCUUGAUGUUUCUUUGAAUUCCUCCUAAUUAAUCAUGUGAUUCAACAUGAGUAAAAAAAAAAAGGGCAAGUCUAAUGGAUUUUUUCUGGCGGUUUAAUGUUUAAAGUUUAAAUAUAAAACAUUGGAACUGGGCCUGCGUUUAAUUAAGAGACCUGUAUUUAAAAAAAAAGGAAAGGUCUUGAGAUGUCAAAUGUUAAUAUUGUACACACGUUCUUUUCACUUUCACUUUCAUUACGUUGAAUCUGUAAAUAUUUUGAUCAACAUGUAUAAUAAACCUUUUUUUGUUAUU